This is a messenger RNA of Brassica oleracea var. oleracea, 1800 nucleotides long. RefSeq lists its product as uncharacterized. NCBI's taxonomy places the organism in Eukaryota, Viridiplantae, Streptophyta, Magnoliopsida, Brassicales, Brassicaceae. Gene Ontology annotation, biological process: telomere maintenance; DNA repair. Gene Ontology annotation, molecular function: DNA helicase activity. Bases 1 to 1800 code for a protein of 599 amino acids. The transcript has 3 exons. The record is from RefSeq and is a predicted model, not a curated record.
AUGAAAAGACAUACGCUUCACAGGAAGGAAUUAUCAAAACAACUGAGAAAAGAUCACAAGAAACAAAUUAUUCAUUGGUUUCACUUCAAAAAUCCGGACAACACUUUUGUCGUACCUCAUAACAUUAAGCUUCUGAAGAAGUACGAAGCUCAUAUUAAUGUUGAAUGGUGUAAUCGUACAAGCGCGGUGAAAUACUUAUUCAAGUACAUAACCAAGGGCGUUGAUCGAGCAACAGCUGUGAUUGAGAAAGGAAAUACAACAACUACCUCUGACGCCACGGGAUCCGGAGGACCAAAGGAGAAAGUCGUCAAACAACGCAAUGAGAUCCAAGACUACAUCGAAGCCCGAUAUUUAUCAGCUUGUGAGUCUAUGUGGCGGACUUUCGCAUUCCACAUACACAAAAGAAAGCCAUCAGUUGAGAAGCUUAUCAUUCACUUAGAAGGUGAACGAAAAAUUACGGUUAAAUCAACAGAUAACCUCGACCGUGUAAUCCGCAAACCAGGUAUCGAGAAGACAAUGUUCACUGAAUGGAUGGUUUUAUGCAGAAGGUCAGAGUUUGCGCGGACACUAACAUAUGUGCAGAUUUCUGAAUAUUUUAUAUGGAACAAUAGUGCUAAGGUGUGGACUGAACGUAAGAAAGGAAAAACCAUUGGCCGAGUCGUAGCUGUCCAUCCUUCAGCAGGUGAUCAAUACUAUCUAAGGGUCCUAAUUAAUAAGAUUAAGGGUCCUAGAAGUUACGACGAGCUAAAAACAUACAACGAUGUGAAAUACCCUGACUUCAAAUCAGUUUGCCACGCACGAGGCUAUUUGGACAAUGAUGUUGAAUGGCUCGAGAGUAUGUCAGAGGGUGCUCGAACGGCCACCCCAUACCAGCUCUGUGAUAUGUUUGUCACAUUCCAAAAAAAUUGCUUCGUUGCAAGCCCUAAAGGACUAUGGGAACACUCAUGGAAAUCAAUGAGCGAGGACAUACUUCACAAGAGACAAAAGAUCUUAGGUCACUUUGUGGACCAAGAAAUGGAUUACGAUGUUGCCGAGGAAACGCUAAGACAUGAGAAGCAGUACAACUUACUUAAUGCUGAGCAGCGUGAGAUCUAUGAAUCAGUCUUAGAUUCUGUUGAUAAAAAAGAGGGAAAACUUUUCUUUGUAUAUGGCGCAGGGGGCACAGGAAAAACAUUCCUAUACCAGACUAUUAUAUCCAGACUUCACUCAAGAAAACAAAUUGUUCUACCAGUUGCUUCUUCGGGAAUAACCGCAUUGCUACUACCAAACGGGAGAACAGCUAAUUCUCGCUUCAAUAUUUCGUUGAAGCUCGACGAAGAUAUGCUCUGCAACAUCAAACCAGGUACAAUGCUAGUUGAACUAAUUGAGGAAACGCACCUCAUUAUUUGGGAUGAGGCACCUAUGACACACAAGCAUGCUUUCGAAGCAUUAGACAAGACGUUGAAGGACAUAAUGUCUAUGAAAAAUCCAUCUGCAAAGAAUCAGCCUUUUGGCGGCAAAACAAUUAUGUUAGGUGGUGAUUUCAGACAGAUCCUACCAGUCAUUCCACAAGGAAGUAGAGCUGAUACUGUUUUAGCUUCGAUAAGCCAUUCAUAUCUAUGGAAUAGCUGCCACAAGUUCUCUUUGAAAAAAAAUAUGCGAGUCAAUCAGGAUGAGAAAGAGUUUUCUGAGUGGCUUCUCAAGGUCGAGGAAGGACGUCUAGAAUCAGGACAAGAAUAUGAGGAUGAUGGCUACCAUGACCAAUUCAUAAAUAUCGAUGAAUCUUUGAUUUCUCAGAGUUUUGUUGACCCACUAGAAUGA